Messenger RNA from Fusarium venenatum, 795 nucleotides. Its product is annotated as DNA-directed RNA polymerase III, subunit Rpc31. The record is from RefSeq and is a predicted model, not a curated record. Lineage: Eukaryota; Fungi; Ascomycota; Sordariomycetes; Hypocreales; Nectriaceae. Gene Ontology annotation, cellular component: RNA polymerase III complex. Gene Ontology annotation, biological process: transcription by RNA polymerase III.
AUGUCUCGAGGAGGUCGAGGUGGUGGCCGUGGUGGACGCGGCGGCGGAAGAGGUGGAAGACCCAAUGUGCCGUGGGAUACAGGUGAUGAGCCUGAUGCGCGACCCUCUGAGUUGUUCCCCCCAUACCUCGUCCCAACCCCCCGAGAGCUAUCCUCACACGAGAAAUCCGCCGUACAACAUCUCCUACUUCUAAGGCACCAGAUCCAUGCUUCUCCUCUAUACACAUCCAAACGUACAGCUCUCAACGAUCCGACAGCACCUAGGAAACACUAUGGGCAGGCACAGAAGAAUGCUGUCUUUGGAACUAAGAGCAAGGCUUCCGUAGAUCCCUUCACUGCUGUACCCACCUACUCUCACAAGUUCGCCCGCGAGGAGCGCGCUCUUCCGGAUUGGUCCAAUCGCCCAGUUUGCCGCGAGCUUUUCCCCCGUGAACUAUACGAUACCAUCGAUGCUGCAGCCAACAAGAGCGCCGACGUGCCCGGCGGCUACAAGCGCCGAAAGCUUGAGCUCUCGAGUGUUAACGCGCUGCCGAGUGCAGAGGAAGCUUUUGGAAUGGCAGGUGAUGUUGAAGAUGAGAUGCAGGGCCGAAACCUCCUUGAACGUCUGCAGGCUCUUAAGGAUGAAGAUGGCGACGAGGCGGGCGACCUUGAAGACGAGGAGGGCGAAGAGGAAGAGCAGGAUGAAGUUUACGAUGAUGAAGACGCGGGAGACUACGAUGCCGAAAACUACUUUGAGAAUGGCGAUGAAUUCGGCGAUGAUUACGGAGAUGAUGGCGACGGAGAAGGGACCUUCUAG